Kuraishia capsulata CBS 1993 is the source of this 975-nucleotide messenger RNA. RefSeq lists its product as uncharacterized. The record is from RefSeq and is a predicted model, not a curated record. The transcript has a single exon. The coding region runs from base 1 to 975 and encodes 324 amino acids. Gene Ontology annotation, molecular function: nucleotidase activity. Lineage: Eukaryota; Fungi; Ascomycota; Pichiomycetes; Pichiales; Pichiaceae.
AUGAAACUAACUAGCCUUGCUACUGCAGCCCUACUGGCCUCCACCUCUUUUGCAAAGAAUAUCCUGCUCACAAACGAUGACUCCUGGGCGGCAACCAACAUCCGCGCUCUCUACUACGAACUCAAAAACGCUGGCCACACGGUUCUCCUUUCCGCUCCAGCAGUCCAGAUGUCUGGUCAAGGAGGAAGAUUUGUGAUCCCAUCCACGAACGUUUUGCAGCAAGACUCAAUUUUCUCGUACAAGAAGGCUGGAGACCCAGCUUGGGGUUAUGAGGAAUCUGACAUCAACAUCUGGUACUUUAACGGUACUCCAGCUGCAUGUGUUGCGUUUGCCUUUGACUACAUUCUUCCAAACUACUUCAACAAUAUGUCAAUUGAUCUGGUAGUUGGAGGACCAAAUGAGGGAACCAACAUGGGAGCCAGAGACUACGUCCUCUCCGGAACCAUUGGUUCUGCUCAUUAUGCUGCCGAGCGGGGAUAUCCUUCGAUCGCCUUUUCGGGUUCGAAUUCAAACAACUCCUUCUUUGAGGAUAAUCUCAACGGAGACGUGACCACUGCUCCAUACAUUUAUGCCAAAGCAGCCACAAAGCUGAUUAACGCUCUUUUCGAUGCCCAAGGUGAUAACGAGAGAGUCUUGCCAUUUGCUACUGGUCUCAACGUCAACUUCCCAGUAGCCGGUUCUGAUCUUGGCUCCUCGUGUCUCGAUGUUGGAUCUUUCCAGUCAACCAGAUUCUCUGGAAACUCUCUCAUCUACAAGAUUGCAUAUGACUCCACCACUGGACUGGUGAGCCAGACCACGACUUCUGGCGUUGGAACCACUGACUGUGUUAACGGCGAUUGCACUCUGGCCUCAGAAUUCACCGUUAUUGGGGCCGAAAAUUGCAUCUCAACCAUCUCUGUAUUUUCCGUUGACCCAGAUGCUCCUCUUGCACUCCAUGAGGAAGCUCAAAAUCUGUUCUCGAGUGUUCUUGUCUAA